AUGAAGGUGUCAAUGCUGGUGCAGCUUCUGCUGAUGGGUGUCGUGAGCACGGUGGUCCGGGGGGAACCUUGUCUGGAGCAGACUCGACCCCAUGCGACCCGUUGUGAUCAGUUCUUCCGUUGCGUGCUGCUGCCGUCGGAGACGCACGUCUGGGUUCCAACGCAAUGUGCAAAGGGAUUAAUUUAUGAACCACAGCUUAAGACCUGUGUUUUGCCUGGUAACGACUGGGAGUGCGAUCUGUCGGCCGAGGUAGGCAACGAAAGCGGCGAAAACGUUUACGGCAUCAACAAUCUACCGGCAGCGUUCUACACGGGACCAACCAUCCAACCACUGAAGCCUACAACCACACUGUAUUCCGAGAAGGUUUCAUUUAGCAGUGGAGUGCACGUGACUACUGAGCAACCAGCGCCAAACCUUCCCACCAUCGAUGGCGACCAUGAAGGUUAUUAUAUUGUAUUGGAUCGCGAUGGAAACAAUCGGACGACUAUCUACCGUACAUCGGAUGAACACGGGGACGACGAGGGGGAAGAAGAGUUUAGCGGGGACGGACAACUGGUAGAAAUGGAACUAACGACCGUUUCCAGUGCUGAAAAUAGCCACGGGUUACACUCAUUGGUAUCGGGGGCAUCCGAAGAAAGUAGCGAACUGUCACCGAAUGAGUUAAACUCGUUUUUAGCCGAGUACAAGAUCAAAACUAGUAGUGAGACGCUGAAAAAACCAAAGCGGAAACAUCCGCUGCCAGCUGAUGGUAAAAUUCAUCCUGAUCACUUGAUGGCCAUUUUGAACCAGCAGAAAAAGCUAAACAGCUAUGCAUCUCAAAUCAAACAAAAGGAAGAUCCCACCGGUGGCAUUGGAGAUAAGUCACCAUUUUCGGAUCAACCGGUGUUUACCAAUCGUCCAGGGGGUUCAGUUAUGUUCAAUGUGCCGCAGAGGGUAACGGCAGAAUCCCACACUAAGACUCCACUCAUGUCCGAGGAUGUGAUACGGAGUAUUAUUGAAAUAUCCAAGCAGAUGAUGACGAAUCACAAACCUCACCUGGAGGAGAUGUACGUGAAGCCGAUCUUUAUCCCGGUUUCUGUAAGCUCCUCGACGCAAGACUAUAACAGACUUCCUGACAAACCAACCAAGGUUAUGUUCCACCAAAUGUUUCCAUCGCUUUCCAACAAUACCUCCCAGUUUAGUGCUAAACCGAUUGGUAUUACUAUAACGAACCCUUAUACCCUAGGUCAAGCCACGAUCUACGAUAACCUGCGCGAUCAGGUCUUGAAUGAUUCGCAAUACUAUACCUACCAGGCAACGGUUAUGGAUGCGUACGGAAAUCGAUAUCCAUCGCAGCAACCGAUGCCAAACGUCCAAAUAUUCCCCUAUCCACCAACGAUGACGUAUCCCAGCUACAGCCAGCAAAACUUUCCGUAUCCUAAUGCAAACGCCUACUACAACCAGCCUGAAUUAACGAAUCGCUUACGAAACACGCUUGGCUAUCAAAACGACAAUUCUUCGUCCAACGAAAAUGCUCUCUCGGAAGAAGAGGAUGAUGCCUCGGCUGACACUCCGGAAGCAGACGUCCCUGAUCUCAAUAAUAGUCCUACCUCCAAUGAAGAAAACGUUGAAUACGACGAACAUGCUGAUAUGAAAAAACUAAUAUCUGUUGGCGGAAUCACGUUGAACUACCAGGAUUAUAAGGAUAGUAUUCUUCCACUGCUCGACGCUAACCCGGAUGAAGUUAGAAUUUCGGUUCUCACCUGCACACUUGGAUCGAGACAACCCAAUAAAACCGAUUGCACUAAAUACUACGUGUGCAAUCCACACAACGGAGCAUUUCAAUCUUUCACAUGUCCCUCCUUCACGGCAUUUAAUGCGGAAACUCGAAUUUGUGACACUGCGACCUACAAGGAUUGUCUGAACAAAAAACCAACAAUCAUGCCUACCACCCAACCCACCAUGUUAACUCGAUUGGCAGAUAUCAAACUCAAGAACCAACUGACUACGGAAACCAGCCAGCUUAAGCACGACCUCAUGACUGCCCACAAAUACGUCGAUCUGAUCAAAAAGCAAGCCAUCAAAAUUCUGAGUCGAAACAAAUUAACAACUGAGUCGACCUCCGGAAGCAGCACUCUGGAAAGUGGAACUCUUGGAAUUAGCAAUCCCACGAUGAGCAGUUUUUCGCCGUCGAUCACCGCUCCGAACAUUCCAUCGACGGCAGCAACAAAACGGCGUAAGACUAAACCGAAACGUAAACCAUCAACCAGUCACGGUAAGAAGCGAACGAAAGCCACCUCGAAAUCGGCAGGCUUGAGAGCAAGCUCGACCACCACCACCACCACCACGACAACGCCUGCGCCCGUUCCGAAGGCACCCAAGUGCAAACGGAACGGCAAGAUGCCGGAUCCGGCCGAAAAGCACAAUUACUACGUAUGCUACAAGGCCAACCCGAAGAAGUUCAUCAAGACGCGGAUGGCCUGUCCGAACAGGCUGGUGUACUGCGCAAACACCGAGUACUGUACACACGAGAAGGAGUGCAAGAAACAAUGAGGAGUGAGUUGAUAGCGUGUGA
Messenger RNA from Topomyia yanbarensis, 2554 nucleotides. RefSeq lists its product as uncharacterized. Gene Ontology annotation, cellular component: extracellular region. NCBI's taxonomy places the organism in Eukaryota, Metazoa, Arthropoda, Insecta, Diptera, Culicidae. The coding region runs from base 1 to 2532 and encodes 843 amino acids. The record is from RefSeq and is a predicted model, not a curated record. The transcript is spliced from 2 exons. Gene Ontology annotation, molecular function: chitin binding.